Messenger RNA from Diaporthe citri, 2001 nucleotides. RefSeq lists its product as uncharacterized. Gene Ontology annotation, biological process: DNA-templated transcription. Gene Ontology annotation, molecular function: DNA binding; zinc ion binding. The transcript is spliced from 5 exons. The record is from RefSeq and is a predicted model, not a curated record. Lineage: Eukaryota; Fungi; Ascomycota; Sordariomycetes; Diaporthales; Diaporthaceae. Bases 1 to 2001 code for a protein of 666 amino acids.
AUGAACCCCGGUGAAACACCACCUGCCGGACAGCACGAGAACAGCAGGACGCCAAUGGGCGGGUCCCAAGACAUUGGGGCGGCUGCCUCCACCCAACUUCAAAGGGUGCUGGAGCCUGACGGGCAGUCUUUCAUGGGGGAGCUCUCCAUGACAUCGGCGCUGGUGGAGGUCGACGGAAGCUUGAGCGAGGAAUCCGCGGACAAUAUCAUAAAAGUCGCGGUGGACCUCCCACGAGAUAGGCCUCCUGGGAAUAACAAGUCUUCUCGUAAAGUGAGAGGGUGGCUGGAAAAUAUUCUGGAGCGCUACGGUGUGAUUGCCGACGAGGACGAGUGGAGGCGGUACAUGGAACUUUUCUUUGAAGAGAUCCACAUCUUAUACCCCGUCCUUCACCCACCAUCAGUCUGGGAAACCUUCAAUGGGCUUUGGGAGUACGGCGCCCUUUGGUCCAUGGCGGACUCGACCGAGAGGGAAGAGAAACGCCUCUCUGUGGCCUUGGUGUGUUUUUGCCUGGCUUUGGGCCGUGUUGGCAUGGCGCUGAUGCAAGACUCGGAACGAAUAAGCAAGACUGGUGCCACCUCCUUGCUCGGCCUGCAGAUUCUUGUGCUCCGGAUCUGCUACUGGUUCCGCCUCGACGCAACUCAAGAAUCAGCUCGUCUUGUCGCCCUUGCGGUCUCGAACGCACACAUCAUGGGCAUUCACCGACAAAGCAGGCUGGACACGGUGCCUUGCUUUCGGAGUCAACUCCUUACUCGAGUGUGGUGGUGUAUCUUUAUCCUGGACCGGCGAAUGGCCAUUGAGUCCGGGCGUCCAUUUUUUAUACAAGAAAACAACACCGAUACCGCUCUGCCGCUGGAUCUGAGUGACGAGUGGCUUGGCCGGUUCGCGGGGAGAACCGAUACGACGAAGGCACUGGAGGGCGAAAUCGAGAUCGAGCUUUCGGAGAAACAUGUCACGACAAUACCUUAUCUCGUCGCUAUGAUCCGAUAUUCCCGAGUGGUUGGCAAGGCUUGGGACCUUAUUUACGGGGUGAAAGCCAUGUCGAACCAGCCUGUUUCCCACAUGAUCGACUACGCAGACACGGUGCUGUCCAAUCUACUGGAGACUUUACCUGAAGACCUCACAUAUGACCCCGACCUACCGAAGGCACAAUUUGACAGCCGGAGGAGGCCCUUUGCACAGGGCAAGGGUGCUACCGACGUCACGAACGACAAUCAGCUCGAGUCAUUGACGAUAUGCGCAAGCCUGGCAUCAAGCAUACUCAACGCCCACAAAGGUCUGAACGAUAGCAGCAUGAAGCACUGCUUCCCAUACUGCCAUUACCUCCUUAGCUGCACAAUGGUCAUGACGAGCCUUGUGGCCAACGAGCCAGCGCUCAAGAAGAGACACAGAGAGGCCAUCCUGGCGGCCACGCGCUCUCUGAGGCUUUACUGCCAUACAAUAUGGGUUUCAGGGAAGAUGAUGAGAUGGGUUUCCAGACUCACGCUCCUGGCCCGCCGUGUACUGCAGGUAGGACUGAGUCAGAAAAACGGGCGACCACGGAGGAUGUCCGACGCGCCGCACAACCGUGACGAUGCGGCGGAGGAGACGCAGCCGCAACAACUCACGCCCCAGUCUGCUACCCAGGAAUUCUCCCAGGAUAGUAUCCCAAGUUUGUGCCCAACCAAUAAUAGUGGGCCUUCCUACGGCAUGCCUAGUCACACCGGGACGGUGUCAAAGCCUCAAGCUGGAAGAGAGGACCAGGGAGUGCCUCACAUGUGGCUCCUCGAUGGCGCGAGUACGGAGACGGGACUGCCAGAACUGCCUGAGUGGGUCAUGACAGAUUUCAACUUCGAAACAAUCAGCGGGGACGUCUUCGGGCCUGGGAACGCCAGCUUCAAGAACGCAGCGGGCAACUCGGAUGAGAUACAGGACAGUGGCAUGGGCCUCGAGAUGAGUAUGGGCGAGACGACGCUGGACGCGAUUCCCAACGGGAUGUACAGCCUCGACAUGAAUUUGGAUUAG